This is a messenger RNA of Glycine soja, 1806 nucleotides long. RefSeq names its product lysosomal Pro-X carboxypeptidase-like. Gene Ontology annotation, molecular function: serine-type exopeptidase activity; dipeptidyl-peptidase activity. Lineage: Eukaryota; Viridiplantae; Streptophyta; Magnoliopsida; Fabales; Fabaceae. Gene Ontology annotation, biological process: proteolysis. The record is from RefSeq and is a predicted model, not a curated record. The coding region runs from base 96 to 1607 and encodes 503 amino acids. The transcript has 9 exons.
CGCUAGAUAUAGAUAUAUAAGAACGUUUUGAUUUAUAUCUUCGAAUGAAAUAAACCAACAUCAAACCAAGCCAUUUUUUCUUCUCCCUUGUAGCAAUGAAACACCACUCCUUGUCAUUUAAAUGGCUUCUUCUGAUUUUCCUCACACACUCAACCCUUCUCACCGCAACACACUCGUUGACAAUUCCAAGGAUGAGUCCAAUUCCUGAAUGGGAAACAACACUACACAACCACCCUGCAAUUAAUACAGAGGAAGUGAAAACAUUUUACUUCAAACAGGUUCUGGAUCACUUCAACUACAGGCCAGAAAGCUACACAACGUUUCAACAAAGAUAUCUAAUCAAUUUCAAGUACUGGGGUGGUGCCAAUUCUAGUGCUCCCAUAUUUGCAUACUUUGGUGCUGAAUCACCAAUUGAUAACUCCCCUAAUGGCGUGGGAUUUUUAACUGAUAACGCUGCUUCCUUCAAUGCCCUCUUGGUAUACAUAGAGCACCGGUAUUAUGGGAAAUCAGUGCCAUUUGGAUCCAGGGAAGAAGCAUUGAAGAAUGCAAGCACUAUUGGGUAUUUCAACUCAGCUCAAGCCUUGGCAGAUUAUGCAUCAAUACUCAAACAUGUAAAGAAGACAUUACACGCCAAAAAUUCCCCAGUGAUUGUAAUUGGAGGAUCAUACGGUGGAAUGCUUGCUUCAUGGUUUAGGCUCAAAUAUCCCCACCUGGCGAUUGGUGCCCUGGCCUCAUCAGCUCCAAUCCUAUACUUUGAUAAAAUUACACCACAAAAUGGUUACUACUCUACUGUCACAAGGGAUUAUCGAGAAGCCAGUGAGACAUGUUAUGAAACUGUACUAAAGUCUUGGUCUGAAAUCCGCAGAAUAGCUUCUCAACCAAAUGGUCUAGUCACUCUCAGCCAGAGAUUCAACACUUGCCAUACAUUAAACCAAUCUUAUGAAUUAAUCGACUACCUAAGGUCGACGUAUGUUUAUGCGGCUCAAUAUAAUCAACCACCAAGAUACCCAGUUAGUAUGAUUUGUGGUGGCAUUGAUGGAGAAUCUCUUGGAAGCGAUAUCCUAAGUAAGAUAUAUGCAGGUAUUGUGGCUCUUAGGGGAAACAGCACAUGCAAAGUUAAUGGCCCAACUAAUGUAUCUGAGACAACUGUGGGAUGGAGAUGGCAGACAUGUAGUGAAAUGGUAAUACCCAUCGGCAUUGGAAAUGAUACAAUGUUUGAGCCUAUCCCUUUUAACCUAACGAGGUAUGCCGAAGGGUGCAAGGAACAAUAUGGUGUCUCACCUCGCCCUCAUUGGGUCACUACUUACUAUGGAGGCCAUAAUAUUAAAUUGGUCCUUCGAAGAUUGGGUAGCAACAUUAUUUUCUCCAAUGGGCUAAGGGACCCAUAUAGUAUUGGCGGGGUUCUGGAUAACAUAUCAGACAGCAUCGUUGCCGUUCAUACAGUUAAUGGUUCUCAUUGCCUGGAUCUUCUGCGGGCAAAUCAAAGCGAUCCAGGAUGGUUGGUCGAACAACGAAAGAAAGAGGUCAAGAUCAUCAAAAGGUGGAUCACACAGUACUAUGCUGACCUUGAUGCACUCAAAGACAAGCCAAAAUUCCAGAGCAAAUGAUAGGGGAAAAUUAAACAAGUUGACAAACAUUGUAUUACGAAGGCUGUGCUCUGAAACUUUGGUGCAUCCACCAUAAUUUGCAACACUCCCAACCUUCAUAAUUUUAUUUUUUUUAUUGUUUAACGGUGUAAAGAAUUUUUACACUCAUUUAAUAAUCACAAACAUAUAUGAAUGAUAAGUUUAACGUCUUUUACAACAA